Messenger RNA from Chelmon rostratus (copperband butterflyfish), 8331 nucleotides. RefSeq names its product cyclin-dependent kinase 19 (gene cdk19). The record is from RefSeq and is a predicted model, not a curated record. NCBI's taxonomy places the organism in Eukaryota, Metazoa, Chordata, Actinopteri, Chaetodontiformes, Chaetodontidae. Gene Ontology annotation, molecular function: RNA polymerase II CTD heptapeptide repeat kinase activity; ATP binding; cyclin-dependent protein serine/threonine kinase activity. The transcript has 13 exons. The coding region runs from base 105 to 1586 and encodes 493 amino acids. Gene Ontology annotation, cellular component: cytosol; nucleus; mediator complex. Gene Ontology annotation, biological process: protein phosphorylation.
AACAAGGAAAUGGUGGGGGAAUAAAACGACCAGAUUAUUUAAUUAAUGCAUGUAAUAAUUAAUAUUUUAUUUUAUUGUAAAUUAAGACGUAUUUAUGGGUUAAAAUGGAUUACGACUUCAAAACAAAGCUGGCGGCCGAGAGAGAGAGAGUAGAAGAUCUGUUCGAAUAUGAAGGUUGCAAAGUGGGUCGAGGCACCUACGGGCACGUUUAUAAAGCUAAGCGCAAAGACGGGAAAGAUGAGAAGGAGUAUGCACUGAAACAAAUAGAAGGCACUGGAAUAUCGAUGUCUGCCUGCAGGGAAAUCGCUCUGUUACGAGAACUGAAACACCCAAAUGUGAUCGCCCUGCAGAAAGUGUUCCUGUCCCACAGCGACAGAAAGGUUUGGCUCCUCUUUGACUAUGCCGAACAUGACCUUUGGCACAUCAUCAAGUUCCACCGCGCCUCUAAGGCCAACAAGAAGCCCAUGCAGCUGCCCCGAGGGAUGGUGAAGUCUCUCCUGUAUCAGAUUCUGGAUGGGAUCCAUUACCUCCAUGCCAACUGGGUGCUCCACAGGGAUCUGAAACCAGCUAACAUCCUGGUGAUGGGUGAAGGUCCCGAACGAGGAAGAGUUAAAAUCGCUGACAUGGGUUUCGCCAGACUCUUCAACUCUCCUCUCAAGCCGCUGGCAGACCUGGACCCCGUGGUGGUGACGUUCUGGUACAGGGCACCUGAGCUGCUGCUGGGGGCCCGGCACUACACCAAAGCUAUUGAUAUUUGGGCAAUUGGCUGCAUCUUUGCGGAGCUGCUAACGUCCGAGCCCAUCUUUCACUGUCGCCAGGAAGACAUCAAGACCAGUAACCCCUUCCAUCAUGACCAGCUGGACAGGAUAUUCAGCGUCAUGGGUUUCCCCGCAGAUAAGGACUGGGAAGACAUUAGGAAGAUGCCAGAGUACCCAACCCUGCAGAAAGACUUCAGGAGGACAACGUAUGCAAACAGCAGCUUAAUCAAGUACAUGGAAAAGCAUAAAGUCAAACCAGACAGCAAAGUUUUUCUCUUGCUCCAGAAACUCCUCACAAUGGACCCCACCAAAAGAAUCACAUCAGAGCAGGCGCUGCAGGACCCGUACUUCCUGGAGGACCCAUUACCAACCACUGAUGUGUUUGCUGGGUGUCAGAUCCCCUACCCGAAACGAGAGUUUCUAAAUGAAGACGAGCCGGAGGAGAAAACAGAAAAGAACCAGACCCAGCAGCACCAGCAGACGACAGGCCAAACUCAGGCCCAGAACCAGCAGCAGACAGCAGCCCAGCAGGCCACCUCCCAGCAGAGCUCGGCCCAAACCAACGGCACCACCGGAACCACGGGGGGCACCGCUGGCGGGGGUUUACAACACGGCCAGGACCAGGGCCCCCCCAACAAGAAACCUCGGAUUGGGCCCUCUGGGGCCUCCUCAGGCACUGGGGUGCUACAGUCAGAGUACCAGCACUCCGGCCCCCGCCUUGGUUACCAAAGCAACGUCCAGGGUUCCACUCAGCCCCAGAGCACCAUGGGAUACUCGUCGUCUUCCCAGCAGAGCUCCCAGUACUCCCACCAGACCCACCGCUACUGAGGCUCCAGUCGCUCUUAACCAGCAGAGGAGUCGGCCCCUCCUCCUCCAACCACACGUCACAGCACACCCUCGACUCCGGCCGAGGCGUCGCCCCCUCAUCCCGGUCAGACCUCCCUCCGUGCAUCACAUCAUCAUUCCACCUCAACCAUCCUCCUUUUCAAGCCUCCAGCGGCACCAGAACAUGACGGCGAACAAACAUAGGAACCAAAAAAAAUGUAAGACGGAGCUCUGCCUCGUUGGGCUGGUGGAGCGUUUUUAAAGCAACUGAAAAUAAUGUAAGAUAGAUGCGAAGGCAUCACACACAGACUCAGAACCAUGGCACUUACAAACGCAACGUUCCUCACGAGGAAGAAUCGCAGCUGUGUUCAUAUAUGUACAUUAUAUAGCACCUUUUUCUAUUUGAUUUUUUUCCUCUCACUUAUUUGCUAGAGUUUUCAAGUUUACCUUGAUAGUUGAUGUCACUGUAAAUAUUGUUAAAUAUGGAAGUGAUGGGAUGAAACGAUACACAGGAGGAAAAGCCCUUUAUUGUUAUCUCUAGUGUACUAUUUACCUUGGAUAAUCAAAAAGCAGAAGAAGCUGGAGCCGACCCUGUCCUUUUAAGAAAAGAAGACAGUCACAUGUUUCUACACAGAAAACAUCGGCUCUUGAGCUGAUGCAAUUGCAGGGAAAUAUUAAAUGCGCAAUUUAACUUAAUCUUCUUAUCAUAGGGUUUCUAUAUUUGGACCUGUCUUUCUCUAGAUUUGGAUUUGGAAAGUAAGAAAAGUAGAUGUGUUUUUACAGCUCUAAGUUCUGUAUAUUCUGAUUCACUCCACUACCUUUAGAGAUAAGAAGCAUUUGACAGCCGAGCUUUGUUUCCUCUGACAGUGACGACAGCGUAUUCAGCAGGUUGGACGCCUCUCGUUUGUGGCCGGCGGCUCUGGAGUGUUUUCUUGUCCAGGAGCUGCCGGUGGACACUUUGCUCUGACACCCGACUUAUCGUGGACCCUCAAGACUUUCAAGGUUUCCGAACACGAACGUGCGCAUAAACGUACAGGGCAGCUAACAGUACGCCCCCCCCUUAUAUGCUCCAUGAGACUGUUACUGCCUGAUGUCAGAUUGUUUUUUUAAAGUUUUAAUGUAUCAUUGUUGCCCUGUGAGCGCGUGUGUGUGAGUGUGUGUGUGCGAGUGUGUACAGUAUGUUUUUUAUGCAUGUUGUUUAUCCUUUGACUUACUAGAACUGCACUGAUCGCUGAACUGAUCUGCGAAGAGCUGGAACAAACGUGGCUGGGUUUCGUUGUUGGGACGCUCGUCCUCGUCCACUGCGACCCUCUGUGACACACACACAUGGUUUGGUAGAGACACGUGGGUGCGUUCUCUAAUACAACAAGGAGGCACGAGCAACAAUAAUCAAACUAAGUAUUGCUAGAAAUGUGCAGUGUAAAUCCUCAGUGCCUCUACGACAAGUAUUCUUUCCUCUUUGUCCUUUUCAGGCGUGUAUACAGGAAGCCACCUGCCUGUGCGUCUGUUUUAUUUGUGAUGUCAUGAGUCCAUCUUGUAAUACAUUCAGUGGUGGAAUGUGAGUACAGUCACCCAAGCACUGUACGUGAAAGCACAGCUUGAUGAGAUGAGAAGGUCGAUACCACUCUGUAUGAUAAAUAUGAAGCACCAGCCAGUUAGCUUAGCUUAGCACAAAGACUGGAAACAGAGGGGCGAAACCCUGAGUCUGUCUGUUUCCACGGUAGCUGUUUCUCCUGUUUCCAGUCUUUAUGCUAAGAUGAGCUAACUGGCUGCUGGCUGUAGUUUGAUGUUUAGCAUACGAGAAUGAUAUCAUUGCUCUCGUCUAACUCUCCGCAAAAAAAGUGAAGAGGUUAUAGUUAGAAGUUUCCCAAAAUGUCACUGUUUCCUUACUUCAUACUUCUACUCCACUACAUUUCAGAGGAAAUAUUAUAUUUUUUACUCCACUACAUUUAUUCAAGAGAUUGAGGUACUAGUUACCGCUAGAAUGAAGAUUCCUUCCCUGAUGCCUUUUUUUCCAACAAAUAUUCAUUUCUUUAAAAUAUAUGUGAAAAAAUCCAGUACAGUCAGAAUAAUCCAGCCUGUUUCAAUGAGAAUCCAUUUUCUAAAUCAAGUGUUAUUUUUCAGGUUUCUAGUGCAGCUCAUACAGUCAGGUCUUUGUACAGAUUCAUUUGAAAUAAAAACAAGCUGAAAUUAGCAGCUGCAUUAUCAGAUUUCCUGUUUGAAGAAAAGCUGUGACAAAGUUUUUAGGACCUCUUCAAAGCCAGAAUUCCUCUUGACAUUGUGGCCCUUGUAUAUAAAGCAGUUUAAAUAGCUGCCUCUACAACAGCUCUAACAGCAAAUGUUACUUACUCUACUACUUUUAAUACUUGAUGCAAAUGUUGCUGAAAAUACUUCUGGCUGAUCUUCAAUGGAAGACUUUUUCUUGUAAAGAGUAUUUCUACAUUGUUGUUUUAUUAUUUUUACUGAAGUAAAGCACCUGUAUACUACACCCAGUUAAACAAAUGUUCAAGGGCAAGCGUCAAAGUGAGGCUUGCUUUCUACUCCCCUCCUCCUUUUUGUCUCCCCACAACUUGCUCCCUCCUCACUGGUCCUGCUCAGUCACGUGACCGGCCGCUCGUGCAGGUUGUAUUAAAGAAUGCACCCAAUUACUUGACUGUAACUGUAGCUGCGUUUGCUCCAACACAGACAUGGCCACAGCAGGGUGGGGGGAGGUAGAGCUGUAUUAGGCGGACGUGUGGCCUGCAGUGGGAUGAGCAAACACUGACACCUUGUGGUUGAAAAGAGAACUGGACCUCUGUCCUUUGUAAAACUGCAAGUAUACAAGUAGAUAUGUUGUUGCACGAGUUAAAGCAAUUUCACCUGAACAUGCAAGUCAUGCGUGUUGUAGUAUCCGACUGAUAUUGUCUCCAGAAAUCCAGUCAUGUCUCACUGAUGAGGAAAGUAACCACCUGCUUUGUUCUCAGUAAGAUGAUACUGAUUAUUAUUUCCACCUCUGUGUUCAAACAUGUCUCCUUAAGGCAUUUGGUUCAUGCUUUGAUACCUGGAUGUGUCUCAAAUGUAAGAGAGACUCUCUCUGCAAAAUCUCUUCAGUGACUCCUCAGUGUUGUUGCAUGCCGGCUCUUAUUCUGCAUCAGCCAGGUGGAUUACAGUCAGUGUUGCGGGUUUGGGGCCACUUCCAUCCAAACUGCAAAAAGUUUCAUUUUCAGUUCCACUUUUUUCAGCAAAAUCAACAUGCAAUUGGAGGGAUUGGAAACAAGUGCAGAUGAACCUGUGUCCAGUCCUGACAUUUUAAUCUGACAAGUUGCAGCAGCGUCAUUCUAAAAUGACAUAUUUUUAAAAAAGUCAUAUUUUCUUCUUCUUUUUUUAAGUGUUUAAUGGCACAAACUGAAAAAAAUGCUAAUUUUUGAUUAUAUCAGUGUUUGGUUGACUAAAACAUGGCAGGCUGGAUCUUGUACAUUUUACUCAUAUUUAAAGCUGCAUUUAUUUUUAUUUUUUUUUGGCAACUUCAAGUGAGCAGAAAAAAAAUAUAGCAUAACAUAGCAAUGACAAAUCAUCACUUUAUGGAGAGCUGAAGUCAUGACAUCAUGCCCAAACUGUGGGCUCCCCUGUUCAUAUUGUAGCACUAAUCAGCAGCACAGCAGCACUAUUACAAGCUACUAGAAGUUUAAAACAUCACGACUUUAAGGAUUGACAAAGAUUCAUUUGUUAGCAUACAAAAAAUUACAGCUCACAUGAAAGAAUACCAGUGUAGCCGCAGCACUGGAACUUCUGUUACUGUCACUUCAUUUCUUUCAUAUCCAAAAUAUCCACCAGUGCUCUGUUCUAAUGUCAUAUUUCCAGUAUUUAUUCUCAGCUGUGUGUAAUCUGCCAUUUCCCCAUAAACUGGGGAAAUACUGUUUGUUAGAAGCUGACAAUAGAAAUGUUACAUAAACAAUAUAGAGUAAAACUGAAUGAGCCUUAUUUAGACAUACAGAGUGAAACAGGCAUAUUUUUAUAUGAAAGAUCGUCUUGCAAGGCUUUUGACCUGCAAAGACUUUGAGGAAGGUUUUCUUGCCUGUGGAACAGAACAGUUCUGGUUUCACUUCAGCUCUCUAUGAAGUUGAUAUGGCUAAUGCAUUGCCAAACAGUGGCUUAUCUAACAACUUGUAGACAUGGAGCAACACUAGAAUUCUUCUGGAGUCGUGUUUCUGGCCACCAGGACAUGAAUCCAAUAUUCACUGUCCUUUUGGCUCCAUUGUGGUUUCCAACUCCUGAAUAAAUCUGGCUCUAUUAUCUGGCUCUUUGGCUGGCUUGGAUAUUUUAUUAUGUACAGUUGCUAGCUGCAAACUGUCCAUCUGCCAUUUGGUGCUAGACAGCUAGUUUUUCCACUGCAAACAGCUGCCUGCGGCUGUAAAUGAGGUCGAUAAGAGCAGAGUUUGUGGACCAAAACAACGCGCUAAAAGAAGCUGGAACACUGAAUAGGUCUGAGUGGGACUGCAGAGUCCGGUGAUAAUCCUCUGCAGGUUUGUCCCUGGAAGUGACCCCUUUCACAUGACACAUAGUUAUUUUGAUAGUUUUCUUGUUAAUUAAACAAAUACUGAUUAGUGCAGCUCAAAAGACAAACUUCAGGUAAUGAGACUCCAGCCUGAAUGUACUUGUAAAGCGUUUCGGACGCGCUCUCUUCACGGCGUGCGUUGCUGUAGUUGUCGGGUUCAUCUUGUCCACUUUUGUUCUGACAGUCUGGCAGGCAGAUCCAGGCAGACGCGUAUGUGAUGGGGAUCAAAACCAGCAGCUAUUCAAAGGUUUUCUCCUCCCUUUGGUGUGUGUAUCUGAAGUCAAACCGAGUAGCAGCGAGGAUACGUUAAGACGCUUUGUUGUAAAUUUCUCUCUCCACACAAGCGAGGUGUCACAAGUAUUAUUGAGCAUGAGGCUCCAGUGGGAGACAAAUUACUGUCAAAUAACUCCUAUGCAAAAAAAUCCCAGACUAAAGCUUUCACUUAGGUUGCUUAGGUUUUGCAGUUGACAGCUUUUAUUAUAUUUCGAUGGGUGAUGUGUAUCAUUCCUUGUGUAAUAUUGAGUACAGUAGUCGGAGACAGCGCUCACUCGUCCUUUUUUCCACAGCAUUUUGAAAUGUACUCUAAAUGAACUAUUGUAAAGAAAUGCAUAUAUAUGGAUAGUAUACAAUCAUAUUUAUUAUUUCCAUACAUCUAUGAAUAAUACCCAUUUUUUUUAACUUUCCUCUGCCUUAACUAUAGUAGCUAUAGAAAGGGACCUCUGUCAGACAAAGCAGGCAUCACUAGACGGUAUUUCUGGUUAUUUUAGAGUCAUCUCCUCUCUAUAUGCUCACAUGAAAUCAUGUCUAGUUACUGAAUGUGUUCAUGCCACCUCAAUGUACAGUAGAAUGAAGGUGACGCCGUUGUUUGGGAUCACUCGCCGGCUUCUUGAGGUUGGUUUCGACUUUGUCACGCAGAUAUUCCACAGUGUCACUGUUUUUACAGGAAUGAUAAGAAUCCACGGUUUUAUUUGUGUGGAUGGUGCCUUUUUGUAGUCGUUCAUCUUCUAAAGAUGUCAUGGGAAUUUGUUCCAGAUGAUUUUUUUUUAAAUAUCAUUUUAUGUUUGUAUCGUCACGCCUCCUCCUCUGUUAGCUCUUUGGGUCUAUGUCCUCUUUUUUUCCUCAUUACUAUGUAGCAUAUUGUUAUUUACACAAUGUGGAAGCUAACAGCUGAAUCUAUUUUCUUUCAGUUCAUUGUGUCUCACCUCUAAAGACUGCAAACAAUCCUGACGGGGGAUUCGCUCUUGUUUUCUCUUCUAAUAGAUAUUGUCCUCACACAUUACUGAAGCGCAGUUAUAAGUGUGUUUUGAAAUGCUGUACAUAAAAACACAUUUUAAGAAUUUCUCAUUGAGAUAUUGAUACAAUAAUUGUCUUUUAAUGCACUGUUGUUGCUCAAAUAUUUAGUGGUAAAUAAAAAAGUAUUUAAUGUUUUUUAAUGUCUUGCUUUAGACACUAAAGUUCUGGCAGUGCUAUGAAAGUUAUCCGGCAGAUGAUUCUUCUCUCUGUGUGUAGAUAUGGACAGACACACAUUAGUACACGCCUAUAUGAAAUCUAGUGCACCUCGAGGCCGCUCUCCUCUCACAUUUCCUCCUUUUUGAUAGUAUUGCAUGUGCCUGUCUUUUUCCAAUGGAGAACGUAAGCACUUGUCGUCGCCCUCUCUCAGCAGUUUGUACAGACGGACAGACGCUCCAUCUGCAAGUCUCUGCGAUGCCUUCAAUGCCCUCCGUGCCGUUCAAAUGGCAAGCCUCGUUCUGCUUGUGCCACAAAACGUGGUUGCAAUAGUCCUCUAUCCCAUCAGAGUCUCUUUUAAUAAAUGGUUCCCUGUUGUGGAAGAAAUUUAAUGUUGUGGUCUGACGUAAAACAAACUCUUGUUUAAUGAAACAUUUUUUAAUGGAUCGACGUACUUAAGUCUUGAGCUGCAUCAGCAGAAUGCUUUGCAGGUGGGGGCGUCUGUCUACUCUUCUACAUUCUCUCUGUAUUACGUGUGUGCGUGCGCACAGGUUUGAAAUAUACGUAUGGCCUAAAUGUAUUGUCUUUUCAUAGCAUUUACAGGUAAGGCAGCAAUAGCUCAAUGGAGGAAAAUCAAAAAAAGAAAACAUUUAUUUAGCUGCUUUUAGCAAACUUGUCCAAAUUUCACUGUACAAAUGACUGUUAAAUGAGAAAAAAAGUCAUGUAUAUUUAUUUUAUAUCCUCUAUUAUAAUAAAAUCUCUUUUGUC